GUUGUUGUUUUUGCGUAUCUGUGGAAUAUAUAUAUAUAUCCUAUUUCUCUGUUUAUUUUUCUGUGUGGAUAUUAUCAUACUGGAGGACACCAAGGUGGCGCUUGAAGGAGGCAUCCAAGCAUGGAGACACCACUGGAUGUUCUGUCAAGAGCCGCGUCAUUCGUUCACGCCAAUGAAGAAGAGAGUGAAGCAGCUUUGAGGGGGGACCCCAGACUCCAGUCGCUGUCUCUGUCCUCUUCUUCCUCAUCAUCCUCCUCUUCGUCCUCGUCCUCUUCAUCUUCCUCCUCCAUCUCCAACCACAGGACAGGUCCUCCUCCAAUCAGCCCCACCAAGAGGAAGCUGAGUGGGGACCAGGGGGACAGCGACAUGGACGACAACGAGCAUGUGGCGAAGAUGAGCCGGCUGUUUGCCACACAGCUGAAGCCUAAUGGAGACUACCGCAGCUCUCCCCUCUCUAAGGAUCGGAGCCGGAGCCCAAGCGAGCGUGUGGUGGUGCCCAGCGCUUUGGGAGUCCAUAGCAACCACCUGUACAGCCACACCCACCACCACCACCACCACCACCUUGCCAGCUUAGCUGGCAUGGACCAGCCGCUAGCGCUCACCAAAAACAGCAUGGUGGAAUCUGCACGCAGCAGCACAGCAGCUAUGGCCACAGUGCCACAUACAGUCAGCGCCGUGGAACGCCAGCAGAAUCGUCCUUCAGUGAUCACAUGCGCCCCGGCCAACAACCGCAACUGCAACCUGUCUCACUGUCCCGUCUCCCACAACGGCUGUGCAAGCCUCGCUAACAACUACAGGAGAAUCAACACCAACACAGCCUGUGACCCGGUGAUUGAGGAACAUUUCCGCCGCAGUCUUGGGAAGAACUACAAGGAGCCCGAGCCCAUCGCCACCAACUCUGUGUCCAUCACCGGCUCCGUGGACGACCACUUCGCCAAGGCACUGGGCGAGACCUGGCUGCAGAUUAAAAACAAGGGGAGUCCCUCGUCGUCGGGCAGCAGCCCAAACUCCUCCCCUGACAGUCACAUGGUCAAUCACAACCACUCCCCUUCUGUGGUCUCCUGAAGGAAGAAGGGUUUAAGAGAGAUUUUCCCUUCUUUCCCCGGCCCUCACAAUCCUCCCGGCUCUGACACCCACGCCCUCGUCACUUUGGUCUAUCACCAGCAUCCCAGAGGGAAUGCCUGCCUGCUGGUCUGCUAAAAAAAACAAAACAUGUAAAAACCCUCAAGCCUGUUCCUUCACUCUCUGUGUACUCAUAGAGGAUCAACGAAGCAAUAACAACAUGGUCGUCGUCGUCCCCCC
Molecule: messenger RNA, 1302 nt
Organism: Anoplopoma fimbria (sablefish)
Lineage: Eukaryota; Metazoa; Chordata; Actinopteri; Perciformes; Anoplopomatidae
Gene: vgll4b
Product: vestigial-like family member 4b
Exons: 6
Coding region: 121-1065 (314 amino acids)
Biological process (GO): negative regulation of DNA-templated transcription
Molecular function (GO): transcription coactivator binding
Source: RefSeq, a predicted model, not a curated record